This is a messenger RNA of Hemicordylus capensis (graceful crag lizard), 5591 nucleotides long. RefSeq names its product zinc finger BED-type containing 4 (gene ZBED4). The transcript is spliced from 4 exons. Bases 806 to 4300 code for a protein of 1164 amino acids. Gene Ontology annotation, molecular function: DNA binding; protein dimerization activity. NCBI's taxonomy places the organism in Eukaryota, Metazoa, Chordata, Lepidosauria, Squamata, Cordylidae. The record is from RefSeq and is a predicted model, not a curated record.
AGUUUGGUAAGAGUGAGUGUGAGACCCGCCUCGCCCCUGCAACCUUGCAGAGUGUGUGUGGUUAAAGAGGGUGGGGCAAAACACAAAGCAGAGGUAUUACGUUUUCAUCAGUAACAACAGCUGUUCUUUUUAUGCAUUAAUCAAGUCUAUUCGUGGGCGCCAAGCAAAUAAAAACCAGCAAAGACAGUGUCUUCGUCAACGCUACUACUACCAGCAACUGGUAGAAAACGAGAAUCACCACUUAAUCCAGAUGUGGGACUUGAGUUGAAACUGGCUUACGGUGGGAUCGUAAACAGUUGGAAAUACUGUCUAAAAUGAAGCCAGGGAACAUAAUGGGUCAGAUAGAGCUUCAGAGAAUGCUGACCUCUUCUUUCAGUAAAUCCAGUUUGUAAAAGUUGCCAUUUAUUCAUGUGGGCUCUAAUCAGGAGGCUUAAGCUUACAAGAUGAUGUGAGCGGCUUGUAAUAGUAUUGAGAUGAGUACAUGAUUUUACUGGGAAGAAACUGAAUGUCUCCUUAGACUUCUCUCUCCACAACAUGAAGCAUUUAGUUCCAAUACUCAACAAAAAUUAUUUAUGCUCUGGAAAUCUCAAGAUCCUGGGAGGAAAAAAAUGAGAUUUUAUUCAUUAAACCAAGUGAUUUUUGAUAAGUUUGUGUAACAAACAUUUUUUCUCAAAAUACCAAGUCUAGAAUACAAAUUCAUGUUCCUGCUUUUUUCUUUUGUGUGACUUCAGAUAAAUAAUGUAAAAUUAUUUCUAAAUUUUCAUUUUAAGUUAUGAAGACACAGCAGAACUAACUGAAGUUAAUCAUGGAUACAAAUAGGGCAGAUUCCCCCCAAAUUGAUGGUAAUUUUAUGAUGGAUAAAAUUAACAGUUUAAAAGUGGAACCAGAAGAUGAUAGUAACUGUGCUUUAGAAACAAUUGAUAUAAAAACUGAGCAAGAAGAGUUAAGGCAGACAGACAGCAGUGAUGAACAAGAUGACAGAGAAAAGAAUUUUAUCCACAAUAAUUCAGGUAAAUACAUCUCUGCUGAAAAUGAAGAUGAUUAUGGAACUUUGUUUUCUCAGUACAGCAGCACUCUUUAUGAUGUAGCAAUGGAAGCCGUAACACAGAGCCUUCUUUCAAACAGAAAUAUAAGCUCUCGAAAAAAGUCUCCUGCUUGGAAUCAUUUCUUUAUAUCUCCUAGAGACAGCACUAAAGCAAUAUGUAUGUACUGUAUGAAAGAAUUUAGCAGGGGUAAAAAUGAAAAAGAUCUAAGUACAAGUUGUCUCAUGAGGCAUGUGAGGAGAGCUCAUCCCACUGUACUUAUCCAGGAAAAUGGAAGUAUGCCAGCUAUAUCUUCUUUUUCUUCACCUGCAUUAUUACUGCCUCCUCAGCCAGUGGAUGUUGGAGAUUUAACCACCAUGUUGGCCCCUAUAAAAUUGGUUAAGAAAACUGUUUCAAAAGUUAUCUCUCCAGAUCGAGUAAUUGAAGAAUCUGUUCCUCUAGUUUCUACUGAAGAAAUGCCUUCAGACCUGUCACAUACUGAAACAAGCAAUAAUGAAGAUGCUGUUGUUGGGUCAUCUCAACAUUUCCCCAAUAACCAGUGUGAAGAAACUGAGAAUGUAGCAGAGAAAACUGUUCAGGUUCCUAAAAGUACAUCUGGCUCAAGAAGAAGAUCUGCUGUCUGGAAACAUUUUUAUUUAUCUCCUUUAGAUAAUUCAAAAGCUGUUUGCAUCCACUGCAUGAAUGAAUUUAGUAGAGGAAAAAAUGGAAAAGAUCUUGGAACCAGUUGCUUAAUACGACAUAUGUGGCGAGCCCAUCGUUCUAUAGUUCUACAAGAGAAUGGAGGUGGUUCAUGUAUUCCCCCUCUGCAUUCUGCUCCUCCAACUUUACUGCCACCUUUAUUGCCUUCAGAUGCUGAUCCAAGUUCUGUGUCAUCUCCUGGAAAACUGGCUAAAGAACCAACAUCUGUCUGUUCUUCUCCAGACAGAAUGGGUGAUGACAAUUCUAAUCUUCAUUUGGGAGAUGCUCUCAUGGAGGACUCAUCAUUAUUGUCAUCAUCUGAUGAUAUAGGUGAAGCUUCUUUAGUUUCUUCCCCUGAAAAAAGUCCUUUGAUAUUUGAACAUGGGUCUGUGUUUCAUCAGAAUAAACGAAUGAUGCGAAAGCUUAAAUCGGAAGUAUGGCAUCAUUUUUCUCUGUCUCCAGGGGAUAGUCUAAAAGUAGUGUGUAGGCAUUGCAAUUGUAUGAUAAAUCGUGGGAAGAAAGGUGAUAUCGGUACAAGCUGUAUGACAAGACACUUAUAUAGACGUCACCCUGAAGUCAUUGGGAUCCAGAAGAGCUUUAUAGAUGUGAGUUUAGCAAAUUCUCCUUAUGCUACUUUGGCUUCAGCAGAAUGUUCAUCCUCAAAAUUGACUGACUUACCUACAAUGGUUACUAAUGAUAGUCAAAUUAUAUUUCCUGUCAGUAGCAAAAAGACCUCAAAACUGUGGAAUCAUUUUUCAAUUUGUUCUGCAGAUUCAACUAAAGUAAUAUGUAUGCACUGUGGACGUACAAUAAGCCGAGGGAAAAAGCCAACCAAUCUAGGUACCAGUUGCCUUCUAAGACACUUACAACGGUUUCAUAACAAUGUCCUGAAACCAGAUGCCUCAGAACCGGUAUUGUCCUCUUCUGCAAAUAGUUGUGUGCCACUGAGCACAGAUCUGUUGGGAUCUUCAUCUUUUGAUGAAACCAAUGACAAAUUUUCUGACACUCACCCUGUUGCCAAAAAAAUUACAAGUCUUGUAGCUGAAAUGAUUGCACUUGACCUUCAGCCAUAUUCUUUUGUAGACAAUAUUGGCUUUAAUCGACUGCUUGAAUAUUUGCAGCCUCAGUAUUCUUUGCCUUCGCCAUCUUAUUUUUCUCGGACUGCAAUUCCUGAUAUGUACGACAGUGUGAAACAAAUAAUUGUUUCUCACCUUAAAGAAGCUGAAAGUGGAGUAGUCCAUUUUACAUCUGGAAUAUGGAUGAGCAACCAAACCCGAGAAUAUCUAACCCUUACUGCUCAUUGGGUAACCUUUGAAUCUAGGGCUCGACCACAGUGUGAAGAUUAUCAUUCUCAAGCUCUUUUAAAUGUUUCACAGAUAGAUUGUGACUACAGUGGUAUCAGCAUUCAGAAGCAGCUAGAAUAUUGGUGGGAAGCCUGGAUAACAUCAAUUGGGCUUCAGGUUGGGAUUACUGUUACAGAUAAUCAGACUAUAGGAAAAACGUUAAAUGAAGGGGAACAUUCAAGUGUGCAAUGCUUUGGUCACACAGUUAACCUCAUCGUGAAUGAAGCUAUUAAAAGCCAGAGAAUGGUUCAGAACCUGCUUAGUAUUGCAAGAAAGAUAUGUGAACGUGUUCAUCGGUCAGCAAAAGCAAGAGAGAAAUUGGCUGAGCUGCAGAAAGAAUAUCACUUGCCACCACACCAGCUAAUUCAAGAUGUCCCAUCAAAGUGGAAUACUUCAUUCCAUAUGCUUGAACGCCUGAUUGAACAGAAAAGAGCAAUUGAUGAGAUGUCCAUAGAGUGCAGCUUCAGGGAGUUAAUAAGCUGCGAUCAGUGGGAAGUAAUGCAGUCUGUCUGUCAUGCUCUCAAACCAUUUGAAGUUGCAAGCAGAGAAAUGAGCACGCAUAUGUCAACUUUAAGCCAAGUAAUUCCAAUGAUUCACAUACUCAACAGGAAAAUUGAACUACUCUUUGAGGAAACAAUGGGCAUAGAUACUAUGCUAAAAUCCUUAAAAGAGGCUAUGGUGAGUAGGUUGUCCUCCACGCUUCAUGAUCCAAGGUACAUUUUUGCUACACUUUUGGACCCUCGUUACAAGGCCUCCUUAUUCACUGAAGAGGAGGCAGAACAGUAUAAACAGGACUUAAUCAGGGAGCUAGAAAUAUUAAGUGCUACCUCAGAUGAUGAGAAACCUGUUUCCAAUGGCUGUGGUAUAGGUUCACCAUCUAAAAACUCUUAUGGGGACAAUCUUUGGUCACUUAUGGAAGACAUGAAAAAAACAAAAGUUCCAAAAGAGAAGGUAAUGUUGCCAGAAGAAAUGGUGCUUUUGUACUUGGAAGAAGAAGUGCUUGAGCAUAACUGUGAUCCCCUCACUUACUGGAACUUUAAAAAAUCAUCUUGGCCAGUGCUGUCAAAGUUGGCUGUCCGAUUCCUGGGUUGUCCCCCAAGCAUUGUCCCAUCAGAGAGAUUGUUCAGUACACCCAAUGAAAACAGCAGCUUUAGCCAGUCACGAAUAGCAAUUGAACACUUUGAAAAACUUAUCUUUUUGAAAGUAAAUCUUCCUUUGAUAUACUUCCAGUAUUGAAACUAAUGAACAAGCUGCCAGUCUAAAAUUGUUGCUCACUGGAUAAUUACUGUAUUUGUAACUUGGAUUGUUAAAUUGCUCCAAUUGGGGCCAUGUAUGACAUCUAAUCAGUGACUGUAGUUCCAAAUUCUAGAUUAAUUUUUCAGCUUUCUAUAUGUCUACAUGUGCCUUAUUAAUAAUCUUUCAGGCCAGAUAUUGUAUAUAUGUGUUUUUUAAAGUUCACAGUAGAAUUAGACUGUCGUCAUCACAAUUAUACAAAAUUAUGUAGGUUUUAAUUGAGAAUUGUAAAUGAACUUUUAAAAGUUGUUUCAAUAGAAUGGCAAAAAAGAUGUAAACAGUUCUAUUAUGUAGUUUUUUAUUCAAUUAUGUAAAAACUGUAAACCAGGUACUGUAUAUUAGUUGAACAUUGCUUUAAUUGCAAGAAACAUUUUGUAGCUGUCAGAAGAAAGCUGUACAUAAAAGGUGGAAUUGAAGCCAUCUUUCUAUUUAGCAGGUUUUAACUGCAGGCCUAAUGUACUUAAAGGGUAAUGAGAAUAUUCAAGUAUGUAUGUACUAAGGGUGGCUGUCGAAUUAGUAUUUGACUAGACUAAACUUAGAGGUAUUAUGGAACACCAAUUAUACAGUAACCUAUAAUCUUGCCAUUCAGUGGUCCCUAUUCAGGUUUUUACACUGUAACUGAAUUAGAGCUUGAGUAUUUAUAAGGUCUUUAGGAUGUUUAUUUUCAUUUUUUUCCAAUUAAUGUUUGUUAUUUAAUGCCGUGUAUUGAAAGAUAAAAAAAUAUAUAAAUAGUAGGCAUCAUGCUAAAGCCUCUUACAGUUGAGGGCAUCAAAAGAUCCAAUACUUGGUGUAAAGAAUUAUGUCCUGGUUUUCUUUGUAAUUGAAAACUGUGUGUGACAUCCUCUUGUGUUCCUACAAGAAACUAAUUCUCAACAAUAUCCCUUUUAUAGGUUGGUGUUCUGCUUUAGAAUGUUAUAUGGUAGAGUUGACCUGUAAUUGACAGUGUCCACCAGGCAAAUAAAAUACAGUAGAACUUUCCAGACCUCAUACUGAAGUAAGAUUAGCCAGCAUUUAAAUGGUAAACAGUAUGCUCUUAAAGUUUUUAAAUAUAAAUCUCCUCAUAUUCAAUGCAUUGAUAAAAAUUUGGGGAAAUGAGUUGCCUAUGACCUUUAGGAAAGAUGUAGUUUUGUUAAAAUACUGUACCUCUGCCUAAUUUUUGCAUUUACUAUGUUUUAGUGUAUUUAUAAAUGGUGAACUCAGUUUCUGAAAUUAAACAUUUUAUUUGCAAUUUUUA